Messenger RNA from Linum trigynum, 249 nucleotides. NCBI's taxonomy places the organism in Eukaryota, Viridiplantae, Streptophyta, Magnoliopsida, Malpighiales, Linaceae. The record is from the annotation of a GenBank genome assembly.
AUGAUCUCGUGCAGCAGAUUCGACGGACAGCUACGGGAAUCGCCUCUUUCUCGGACUUACGUCGACCAACUCCGCAUCUGCCAGACGUAUCUCGAUACGCUUUCUCCAUCCAAUACCUACGGUGAUCUCCUCGGCAACCCAGCGCCUUCACUAUUGGCGGAGAGCGACGUCGAUCUGAGUGCCCUACUGCCAAUUCCAGAAAUUCGACCUCCAACUGUUCGACGAUAUGCCGAAGUGGACGUUGACUAA